Molecule: messenger RNA, 1276 nt
Organism: Spizellomyces punctatus DAOM BR117
Lineage: Eukaryota; Fungi; Chytridiomycota; Chytridiomycetes; Spizellomycetales; Spizellomycetaceae
Exons: 7
Coding region: 120-1184 (354 amino acids)
Biological process (GO): pyrimidine nucleotide import into mitochondrion
Cellular component (GO): mitochondrion
Molecular function (GO): pyrimidine nucleotide transmembrane transporter activity
Source: RefSeq, a predicted model, not a curated record
GGUGCGGAUCUUACACAUGUAAACUAAUUCUACCUGUACCUGUGGUAUAUACGUUUGCACCUGGUUUGGAAUUUGCGGAGGGUUGCAGAUAGAGUUUGACUGGACGUGGAUCAACAAGGAUGGAGAAAACAGUUGCUCAUGAAUCACCUGUGCAUGUGCGUAAGCACAUGCACUUCCCAAUCACAAUUCGGGAUGAGAACCUUCGACAUACUCUCGCAGGAGCCGCAGCAGGAUUGGUAUCCUCUGUCCUUGUAUGUCCACUUGACGUUCUGAAAAUUCGGCUACAGAAUCAAAUCGUGAAGCCCGGACAAAUAGCAAAGUAUCGGGGCACCAUAUCCGGAUUGGAAAUAAUAUGGCGGGAAGAAGGUUUACGUGGCCUAUUUCGGGGAUUGGGCGCAACAACAGUGGCGUACAUUGCAGAUCGAGCAAUAUGGUUUGCAUCGUACAAUCGAAUAAAGGAGCAAUUGGCGAAGGUUGCAGGCCGGUCGCCCGAUGAUGCUGGUACCAUUGUACAUCUGAAUGCAUCCGUCGCUGCGUCUUUGCUGACAAUGGCCUUUGUUAACCCUCUUUGGGUCGUUCGGACGCGAAUGAUGGUUCAGAGUAGUGUUGCGAAUGAAAAGUCUCGGUGGCAUUACACGUCUACUUGGAACGCCCUCAGCAGUAUUGUCAAAGCGGAAGGGUUUGGAGCGUUGUACAAGGGCUUCACCCCAUCUCUACUGGGCAUCACUCAUGUGGCAGUUCAGUUUCCACUCUAUGAAAAGCUGAAGGUUCUCAUGCGAGAGUUUGAGAAGAAGAGAGGACCGCAGGAGAAUGACUUGAGCGCCUUUAGUAUCUUGGUCGCAAGUGCAGGAUCAAAAAUGGUCGCGAGUAUAGCCACUUAUCCUCAUGAGGUUCUCCGAACCAGAUUACAAACCCAAUCCGCACGGCGGCAGCUCACUCAUAUACCCGACAAAAUAUGCGAAGGGCCCAACUGUCCCCCACCCGCACCGCCACCCCCACCAAAGACUGGACCGAAAUAUCGCGGUCUGAUACAUGCAACUAAAGUGAUAUUGAAGGAGGAGGGGUGGCAUGCAUUUUAUCGGGGUCUCGGGACAAAUCUCAUCCGAACGGUGCCAGCGUCGGCACUGUCUCUAUGGACGUACGAAGUCUUGGUGCAGAAAAUGGGUCAUACAGAUGAAUCAUGAGAGUUAUAGACGUUCAACUUAGAGUUAUUAUCCGCAAAGAUUUUGAAUAGUGGAAUAUGUCACUCAAAUAUACCCAUUACAAGUAUAGGAUA